UUGGCACCGGAGAUACGCAACAACAUCUACAGACUUCUUCUUAGAAAUUCAUUACCGUUUUUCAUCGAGCCCGCACUUCAAAAGGUAGGCACGUUUAAACUAUACGAAGUGAUAGAUAAAACUUUCCACAACAUCAUAGCCACUCUACAGGCGCUCAGCUACGUAAGUCACGAACUUCGACAGGAAGCACGAAUAUACUUCUAUAGCGUGAACAGCUUCGCGGUGCUAUGCUACGGGUACGAGUACCUUCCUGUACUCGUACGGUGGCUGGAAAGCCUUGGAUCAGAGUGCAGAGCCAUGCUGAAAAGGGUGAAGUUGUACGGUUCUAUGUGGUAUCAACCCUCACUGCCGCUCACUCAGCGUCUACACGACUUGCUACGCGAGCGCUCUAAUGUCCAACAUCUAACCCUCCAACACGGCAUUCGGCACUUCUGCGAGUCAGAUCUGUCGGGACUAAAUGCGUAUUUUAACUACACAGGCUCCGAGCCUCAUGACAGUCCGUUGCCUGAGGUCGAUGUAUCCCUCUGGACACAGACCAUUGCAGACAUGUCAAAACUCCAGAGUUUCGAACUACAGUUGAUU
Messenger RNA from Cucurbitaria berberidis CBS 394.84, 582 nucleotides. RefSeq lists its product as uncharacterized. The transcript has a single exon. The annotation marks the transcript as partial. NCBI's taxonomy places the organism in Eukaryota, Fungi, Ascomycota, Dothideomycetes, Pleosporales, Cucurbitariaceae. The record is from RefSeq and is a predicted model, not a curated record.